This is a messenger RNA of Echinostoma caproni, 390 nucleotides long. Lineage: Eukaryota; Metazoa; Platyhelminthes; Trematoda; Plagiorchiida; Echinostomatidae. The record is from the annotation of a GenBank genome assembly.
UUGUACAUGCACGGUCGUGUUUACCAAAAUACACAAAUUUCUCGGUGGGAUGAUGAGUAUGACGAUCCCGAGAGUUCGUCAAGCAAAGAAAUUGAGCAGUUGACCGAAAUGCUAACGGAGGCACUGAAGAAUGUCUCAGAGACAUUUUUCAGUGCUUUCGAGAUCGUACGGAUGGAGUUAUUCAACGUCUGUUCGUCUGUUGGCGCACGUGUGACCUUCAAUAUUGAAGCGCCCAAAUUCCCAUGGGAAGAAAUUGAUGCUGUUUUUGAAGAGAUCAACCAUAAAAUUUUCGAUAUUGGUUUGAGACUUUGUUCAUCCGGAAAGUUAACAUUUUUACGAAUCGGUGAUGCGGACACUCUAUGGGGCAUCCGAAAGCAGACACAUUUGUAA